UCAUUAAUUACCAGUCCAUUGAAUCAUAAGAACCAAUCCUCACUCACACACACCCUUUAAUCAUGUCACAUCCUCCCUCUAUCCCCUUUGAAAAUUGAAAAUUCUUCGUUUUUUUUGUCUUUGCUUUGAGGUGAUGAAAAAGACUUGAAUGUCUCUGCUCUGCUCUUUCUUUUGAUUUUGAAACAACAAUGGCAUCAAUUCUCCUUCCUGCCUGAAUCCAGAUUCCGGAGCUAUUGCUCGCCAUAACAUGAACAAGCCUUACGCAUUAAACCUGGCUUUCGCCUUCGCCUUCACUUUGGCUUUCCUCUGUUUUACAACGUCUCUGUGUUCAGCUCAGAAUGACACCCAAGUGCUUACUCUGUUCCGCCUCCAGACCGACGCUCAUGGCUAUCUCCUCUCUAACUGGACCGGAGGCGACGCCUGCUCCCCCACCUGGCGCGGCGUCUACUGCUCCCCCAACGGUCGAGUCGUCGCCCUUUCUCUCCCUUCCCUCAAUCUCCGAGGACCUAUUGACUCGCUCUCAUCGCUUGUGCACCUUCGCCUCCUUGACCUCCACGAUAAUCGUUUAAACGGCAGCAUUGCGCCUCUCUCCAACUGCAGCCGCCUCAGGCUCCUUUACCUCUCUCACAACGACUUCUCCGGCGAGAUUCCGCCGGGAAUAGCAUCUCUUAAGCAUCUACUGAGGCUUGCUUCUGACAACAACAUCCAUGGUCCAAUUCCCAACGAACUGUCAGCGUUAACUCACCUUCUCACGCUUCGCUUGCAGAACAAUGUGCUCUCUGGGCAAGUUCCGGAUCUCUCUGUUUCGCUCGUUAAUCUCACAGAGCUCAAUUUCACCAACAACGAGCUCUACGGACGCUUACCUGAUGGAAUGUUGAAGAAAUUCGGCGACAGAACCUUCUCUGGGAACGAAGCUUUGUGUGGCUCAGCCCCAUUCCCGAUAUGUUCCUUCACAGACGGCCCUCCUUCUGCAUCACCGCCGCAGAUAGUUCCUUCAAACCCAAGUUCGUUGCCUGAAUCUCAAACAAGCAUAAUUGUCACACCCAAAACCCAACGGCGAAAGGGGUUAAGCCCCGGAGCUAUAGUAGCCAUAGUGGUGGCGAAUUGCGUGGCAUUGUUGGUGGUAACCUCUUUCAUCGUGGCUCACUGCUGCGCAAGAGGACGAAGCUCAAACUCGAUGAUGGGAAGUGAAAAUGGGAAGAGAAAAAGUGGCAGCAGUGGAUCCGGAAGCGAGAAGAAGGGGUACGCCAAUAAUGGGGGUGCAGAUAGCGAUGGGACUAGCGGCACAGACCGAAGCAGGCUCGUGUUCUUCGACCGUAGGAAUCAAUUUGAGCUGGAGGAAUUGCUGCGAGCAUCGGCGGAGAUGUUGGGAAAAGGAAGCUUGGGAACGGUUUACAAGGCGGUGCUUGAUGACAGUUCUACUGUGGCGGUGAAGAGGCUUAAGGACGCAAACCCAUGCGCCAGGACUGAGUUCGAGCAGUACAUGGACAUCAUCGGAAAGGUCAAGCACCCCAACAUUGUCAGAUUCAGAGCAUAUUACUAUGCCAAAGAAGAAAAACUUCUUGUCUAUGAUUAUCUCCCCAACGGAAGCUUGCAUUCUCUUCUUCAUGGAAAUCGAGGUCCGGGAAGAAUUCCACUAGAUUGGACCACAAGAGUAAGCUUGGUGUUAGGUGCGGCAAGAGGGCUGGCUCGUAUUCAUGCAGAAUACAAUGCAGCAAAAAUACCUCACGGAAACGUCAAAUCUUCGAACGUGCUUCUUGACAAGAACGGCGUCGCUUGCAUCUCCGACUUUGGCUUGUCCCUAUUACUAAACCCUGCUCACGCCAUUGCAAGAUUGGGCGGAUACAGAGCACCAGAACAAGAACAAGUGAAGAGGCUGUCUCAGCAAGCAGACGUCUACGGUUUCGGAGUCCUACUGUUGGAAGUUCUCACAGGCAGAGCUCCUUCGCAGUACCCUUCUCCGACCCGACCCUCGGUCGACCAAGAAGAACAGGACGUGGAUCUUCCCAAAUGGGUUCGUUCCGUCGUGAAGGAAGAGUGGACAGCGGAAGUGUUUGAUCAAGAACUGUUGCGUUACAAGAACAUAGAGGAAGAGCUGGUUUCAAUGCUGCAUGUGGGGUUGGCUUGUGUGGCUUCACAGCCAGAGAAGAGGCCAACCAUGGCGGAAGUGGCUAAGAUGAUAGAGGAGAUAAGGGUGGAACAAUCUCCAUUAGCAGAGGACUAUGAUGAAUCGCGUAAUUCACUUUCACCAUCCCUCGCGACCACCGAAGAUGGCCUCCCUUGACCGUAUUUUGCUUUGGCAUACAUGCUACUCUACUUACGUCCCCGUUUCAGUACUACUCCUCACUGUUAGGUUAGCCGUUGCAUAAUCUCGCUGCACAUCACUCAUGGACUUCGCUAGAUCCUCCGAAUUGUGUCAAUUUAUGUGUUCUUUUGCCAAAAUUUGCCAGCUGUGUACUUGAAGGGUUGCGUGUAGAAAAAUCUGAUAAUCUUGUGUUUCAGGUUAGAAUAAGUAUUAUUUACUUGAAUUGUACAAUCUAUAUUUGACGUUUGCAUCGGUCUGGAAGACAUAACUUGCUUAAUUCUAUGGCUCAAACGGUUACAUUCUCA
Neltuma alba is the source of this 2610-nucleotide messenger RNA. RefSeq names its product leucine-rich repeat receptor-like protein kinase PXC1. Gene Ontology annotation, molecular function: protein binding; ATP binding; protein kinase activity. Lineage: Eukaryota; Viridiplantae; Streptophyta; Magnoliopsida; Fabales; Fabaceae. The record is from RefSeq and is a predicted model, not a curated record. Gene Ontology annotation, biological process: protein phosphorylation.